Molecule: messenger RNA, 3398 nt
Organism: Porites evermanni
Lineage: Eukaryota; Metazoa; Cnidaria; Anthozoa; Scleractinia; Poritidae
Source: the annotation of a GenBank genome assembly
AUGGGAGACGCUUCUUCUGUGCAAGACAUAAAACUCGGGGAUAAAAUCGGUGAUGGUUCGUAUGGAGAGGUUUUUAAAGCUGUUUGGAGUGGAAAGCAAGUCGCUGCCAAACGAAUUCGCACGGUAUUCUUCGAAGGCGAUUACGACGGAAGCAUCAGAGCAGCGUUCUUGGAGAAGUUUAAAUCAGAAUGGGAGCUUCUCAGCAAUCUUAAACAUCCUAAUAUUGUAGAGUAUUACACAGUGAUCCUACCUCCUACCCCAGAGACACCGAUCAUCGUCACCGAGCUGUUAGCAUGCGACUUGGCGAAACACAUUCGGGAUUCGCAAAGCAAACCCAAAGUUUCUUUCUCUGAAGUGGUGAAAAUUAUGUUGGACGUUGCCGAAGCUCUGCACUAUCUUCAUNCAGCGUUCUUGGAGAAGUUUAAAUCAGAAUGGGAGCUUCUCAGCAAUCUUAAACAUCCUAAUAUUGUAGAGUAUUACACAGUGAUCCUACCUCCUACCCCAGAGACACCGAUCAUCGUCACCGAGCUGUUAGCAUGCGACUUGGCGAAACACAUUCGGGAUUCGCAAAGCAAACCCAAAGUUUCUUUCUCUGAAGUGGUGAAAAUUAUGUUGGACGUUGCCGAAGCUCUGCACUAUCUUCAUUCACAAAAGCCACCUGUUGUUCACCGCGAUUUGGCGAGCAAGAAUGUACUGUUAACAAAAUCGCUACACGCAAAGAUCGCUGAUUUGGGUUUGGCGAAAGUUUUUCCGCACAGUGCCAUGUAUGCUACAGCUGUCCCGGGAACUCCGGUCUACGCCGCCCCAGAAACGUAUCCCAAGAAAAUGGGAAGAACAACUAAACGAGAUCAAGCAAUCUACACGGAGAAAAUCGACAUAUUCUCCUUCGGCGCUCUUAUGUUGGAGACGAUUAUUGGUCAUUUACCUGAACGCAAUUUACCUGAUCCGGUUCUUGAAGGUUAGUAUUUGUUAGUAGACUGUCGACUGAUAAAACUAUCCGAAAUUCCCUCGUAUUGAUCGUUUAGAAGUAACGUAAUUAUAGACGAAAUAUAGGUUUGGCUGCUUUGUUUGGUUACGCACUAUAAACCCUCUAGUCUCUCCACUGUCACAAAAUUAAAGUUUGUAGUCGUGCGGUUGUGUUUUACCUCACUUAACGUAAGCUCGCUUCCCUUACCUUAGGAUUACUAAAAAAAUCCAUCCAGUAUUAGUGACUAAAAGAGAUCGACGCCGGUCUUCACAGCCGUUUUUUUAGUGCAAAGCGAAAAAAUGGCACACAAAAAGAGUCACGCAAUUCACCACCCGUAAAACUGCUGGCAUCUGGCUUUCAUGAAUGCUCAACCCAGACACCUUAGUUGUUUAUAUUUUAGAUGGCCUCCGUUGCCUUUACUGACUUCCUUCAGUAUCUUGCUAUCUUUCCUAAGGACCUGCAAAAAAAUGAGCCCUUUCCAUUAUUUGACUUAUUUGGCCUGGUGCCUCUUAUAUGAGGCAGUACCGUCGAGUUGCAUCAUGUAAGAAAUCCGUUGAGAAGGUCCAUAAUAUUCACUCAUACACAAAAGAGUCAUUAAUAUACCUAUAUCUAUCAGUGUAUCUCUAUGAUCAAGGAAAUCUACCAGGCCCAUGGCCAUUAGGACUGAAUCGCCCUAAAUAAGGGAAUCCGGAUUCCGCAAUCCUUAAAAUUUUUGCUUUUGGAAUCUGUUAUCCCGGGCUUUGGACUCGGGAAUAUAGCUCAGGGAAUCCGGAAUCCCACUAACAAACGGAAUCUAGAAUCCUAGACCCACUGACAAAGACUGGAAUCCAGUACCAGGAAUCCAGAAUCCAUGGAGUGGAAUCUCCAGAAUCCAAGAUUGGAUUCCGUAACAUGGGGCGAACUGAAUGUUUUCAACGCAAAAGGUACAAUAAACCAGUAGUUUUACUUGGUCUGAUUUGAUUCGAUUAGACUCCAUCUCCAUUGAGUAACCUCUGUCAACCAGGGCACAUCAGAGUGAAGGAGAAGGUGAUUUUGGGCUAGCUUAGGGAGCUAAUAUUUUCACCCAUACAGAUAUCGUCUAAAGUAGUGUGUAAAAAUAGUUUAUGCGGAAAAAAUAAACUGUUAUGCUGUGUUGGAGACAGUAUUCAAUUUUAACAUAUUUUGCCUAAUUUUAAUCACUACAGCUCUUUUAAGAAAUACUGAAAUAGGCAAAAAAAUUGUUCCCGGGAAUUGGUUGCCUGUUUCAGUAUUAAUUUUGUCACUACUGGGGAUCAAAUAAAGCUUGAGCCAGGCCAUUUGGCCAAACCCGUAUCUUUUACCUGUUCACACGGGUGUUACACCACAACCGGGUCGCUUCCGCGCACCUGUAAUGACACAAAUAGAUGCUGUUCCUCUCAAAAUGUGAUGCGUUUCUUUUUGUGUAGAUGGAGAGAUUGUUCCAGAGUACAUUCGCCGGAGCGAGGACCUGGAGGAGAUGGGACCCGAUCAUCCACUACAUAAUCUCGUAUGCCAGUGCUUUGAAAACAUCCCUGAGAAAAGACCCAGUGCUACUGAAAUCAUUAACACCCUUCUGAAAUUUACCAAAGAAAUAAAAGGAAAACUUCCUAGAAAGGCCACUGGGGAAAAAGUUGGGGCUAUGUCAAAUAUCCAAUACGACCACAAGUUUAAGGUUCUGGUUUUAGGCGAAUCCGGCGUUGGCAAGACGUCCAUAGUAGCUCGAUUCCUUGAUGCUCAUAGUUCGUUUCCUGACAACCCUUUUCCAAGCACCUUGGAAUCUGAGGAUCACUUCGAGCGUCUGCGAUUUCGCGACAAGUCAGUACAUCUUCACUUGGUCGAUGUUGGAGGGAACAGGUUCAGCCCGGCAGCCAACUUUGCCCCGCAGAUCUUCCGCAAGGUCCGGGGUGUGGUCAUCGUUUUUGAUCUCACCUCGCAAGUGUCUUUCUUGGAAGUUUCCACGUGGCUGGAAACCGUGAAGAAAGCCUGCCAUGUGGGAAUACCUAUGGUACUGGUUGGAAACAAGAAUGACGACUUGGACAGAUGGGUUGAUGGGCGGACGGUGGAGAACUUUGCCUUGAAAGAGAACUUGUUUUACAUUGAGGCCAGUGCAAAAAAACGAGAGAACAUUGACGAAAUCUUUUCUGUUCUUAUUGGUUUAAUGAUUGAGAAUGAAAAUCAGCUGGAAUCUUCUCUUGAUGGAAGCACGCUUCUUGACUCUCUGCGGAGAACAUUACCUGACGGCGAAAGAAUCGAGAAGAGCUUAAUUGCUGAAAGACAGAGAAGCCCUCGGCACGAAGUUCUUGAUCCUGGGGUUAUAGUGUUGGAGGACACGAAUGCUUCCGAUAGCAAAACGGGAAACAAUAGUGCAGCUAAAAAAACUGAAGAUGACGGUACCAAAAACAAGAAAAGACACUGGUGUUGCUUAGUAACCUAA